AUGACCAAUUUUACAGGAGAGCAUACGUGGUUACAAAUACAGCACGAACUAAGCUUGAGGAACCUAAUAGAGGGUUCAGAGUACCAAGAGGAACUGAAGUACGACUUCAACAUAAGAGGGGAACUGAGGCAUCUGGAUACAAAUGAGUCCUUUGUUUUCAAUUAUUACAAGAAUGCACAUGAGCAGAAUCAUAAACGCUAUCAAGUUUUGGGACAUUUGAUUACCCAAUAUGUUUAUGAGCUCCUGGAAAGAGUCUGCAUGCUGCAGAAAGUUUAUAUUCCUACUGAUGCUACAGAGGAUGAACCGAGAAGUUUCUUUUUCAUGAGUGAGAAUGCACUAGCAAGUUCCUCUAGCCUAAUUGUCCUUCUUCAAGACCAUGGAGUGUUCCGUGCCGGACAGUGGGGGCAAAGGAUAAUUAUCAGUGAGGGCCUGGGGCAUGGAACACAAAUACCAUUCAUCAAAAUGGCCCUUCAAAACCAUGGGGGGGUUGUUGUACUGAAUCCCAAUGACAACUUUGUUGAUUUGAAGACUGAAAAGGAGAGGUUAAGCUUUUCUACCAGUCAAGAGGCACUGACUUCUACACAGUCUACCUGGUGGGUCCCCAAGAGGGGCAGCAGCAGCCCUGAGGAGCAUACCACGUACGUAUGGGAUCACUUCAUUUCAAAAAGUGCAGCCAAGAACGUGGCCUUCAUUGCCCAUGGCUAUGGUGGCUUGGUGUUUGUUGACCUGCUGGUGCAGCGAAAAGGGGAGGUAAUGAAUAAAGUGUUCUCUGUGGCAUUCAUUGACUCCACGCACAACGUGCCUCACCAGACUAGAAGUGAUCCACAAAUACAAGAAUGGAUACAGAAAUACUGCCGUGAAUGGGUGUCAAACAGUAAGCCUCUAGAUAAAGCUGUGGGUUCUGUAAUGAAAUUGAAUUGCCCUACUGUCUCUGCUGGGACGGAAAAGUAUGGUUUAGCCCCCUCCUGCUGCUUACAUUCCAUGUUCAAGUACCUGAAGAGCACACUGAAAGCCAAGACCGCAACAGCCUCUAGGCAAUCACCUGUUGCAACCAGAAGCAGAACAAGUAAGAAGUGAGGCAAUAAAUAAAGGUAUACUGAUUUGUUCUUGA
Strigops habroptila (Kakapo) is the source of this 1111-nucleotide messenger RNA. RefSeq names its product putative protein FAM172B. The transcript is spliced from 2 exons. Gene Ontology annotation, cellular component: nucleus. Bases 1 to 1077 code for a protein of 358 amino acids. Gene Ontology annotation, molecular function: siRNA binding. Gene Ontology annotation, biological process: regulatory ncRNA-mediated heterochromatin formation. The record is from RefSeq and is a predicted model, not a curated record. NCBI's taxonomy places the organism in Eukaryota, Metazoa, Chordata, Aves, Psittaciformes, Psittacidae.